GCACCGUGUAGAGGUUCAGGAGUUGCAGCGCAGCGUCCUGGAAUCAAGCGGGAUGCCUGUUCCUCCCAUGAGUGGGUCGCAAUCAGCAGUUGAUGACUCUGAGGGCUCAUGGGAAAUGGAUCUGAUGGGUGGAAAGCUGGAGCUUCGUCUACAGGUUCAGAUGGAAGAAGGUCAAAGCGAUCGAAGCUGGGAACGGCAUGGCAAUGUGAACUGGAUGAAACAAAUUCUGGGGUUAUCCUUUAUUAUUGUGACCAUCAAUAUUACGGCAGUGACGACACUUUUUACUGGCUUCCGAGAAUUAAAAGGCCACGUAAAACGGUUGCACCUUGUUAUCUGUGCCAUCCUUACCUUCUCUGAUCUUCUUUGUGGGCUAAGUCUGAUGUUUCUCACCUCCAAUUUGCUAUCUGAUCGGCAUCCCGCUGUCCUUGCUGGCCAGUUUAGCUCUCCAAUUACCCUACUCAUCAUCGUCUCCUGUUCUCUGUUGAUCCUCACAGCUGCUACUUUCCUGUAUCUCAUACCCAAACUCUCGAUUUUUUUGGCUGUUCUAUUUCCACCAUCCUUGAUUAGUGGCUUGAUCUACUGCUGCUCGAUCCAAACAGAAGACGACCAUGGGGCAACAGGUUCCGAAAGCUAUAAGUCUGAGCUGAAGCAAUUCCAAAGUCUCUCAUCCACUGUCACCUCCCUUGCUUUCAUUGGGCUUGUAGCCACUUUAGUAGGUUACAGUAAGAAAUCUUCAGAACAAGCCCUUACCCAAAUCAUGGAGGUCAGCAUCCUCCUAAUGUUCUUCGUCUCCAUGAUGGGACUCUUUUUGAUGAUGUGGAACUCCGCGCCACCGAGGAUGCAGAACCAAACCGCCAGAGUUUUCUUCCCUAAGGUCCUGAAAACUCUGAGCUACUCUUUACUCGGCUUAUUGGCAGUGACAGCAACUGUUGUGGCAUCUGCGUAUCUGGAGAGUUACCUUCCACUGGCUCUCUCCCCGGUGCUGUUGCUCGGAGUAAUCGUCUGGUUCGUCAUGAUACCUCACUGUCAGGGAGGAAGACUCCUACCGCAGAUUGACACCAUGGAUCAUAAAGCUGAGCUCAAACCCAUGUCCAAAGUUUCUACCGCCACCACGCAGAUCACAUUUGGUGGUAUGAUGAGCGUCUUCUCAGGAUUGUUCGGCGACAAAGACAGCGGAUUCCAACUCAAGAUCUUCGUGCUGUUGAUGUUCUUCGCAUUCUUGUCCAGCUUUAGCGUGAAGCUGCUCACAGUCAGCACUCCCAAAGCAGCAACUCAGAUCACAGUUAUCAGGAUACUGAACACUUGCACUUUCUUCUUCCUCGCGUUGGGAGCAGCUGCCGUUUACUUGGUCGUGGUCAUGGGAGGCUGACACUGUCCAAGAUAUUAAUGUGUGAGAAAGAGAAUAAAAAAUAUGAUUAAAAGAAUAAUCUUACAUUGCUGCAUACGUAAACUUUCAAUGGCAAAUACAUGUGAGGCAGACACAGUCAUAAAAUAAGACUUUCUCUAAAUUCUGCAUGGUUGUUGAAUGUAUCGAACAGACGAUAUUUUAAGAAAAAUAAUAGGUUUCUGGGUUUGUUUUUCUA
Musa acuminata AAA Group (dessert banana) is the source of this 1583-nucleotide messenger RNA. RefSeq lists its product as uncharacterized. NCBI's taxonomy places the organism in Eukaryota, Viridiplantae, Streptophyta, Magnoliopsida, Zingiberales, Musaceae. The coding region runs from base 53 to 1369 and encodes 438 amino acids. The record is from RefSeq and is a predicted model, not a curated record. The transcript has 4 exons.